AUGGCAGCGGGUAACAGGGAGAUGCGUGCUCCCCUUGCGGUGAUCGCCGAGCCCAUUGGCAUCGUAAACAUACAAAGAUCGAACUAUAAAGGAGAUGUGUCAACUUGCAAAGCUGGUAGUGUGCAGACACCAUUGCAGGAACUGCGGAUUCAUCCAUGGCAGCUGUUUUCGGAAGUCGAAGUUGGCGAGAAGCAGUCGAAAAAGAGAAAGACGAUUUGGCCCGCGGAUCCAGAGCAUGCAAACAAGCUCAUUCUUAUAUUUGCUAAGGCCUGGUUGGACAUGCCCUCUUCGAUUGUUGAGAAAAAUCCGCAAAUCCACUGGACGCAGUUGCUUAAUGCUGUUUCGGGCAAGGAUCCCUUGAUUAACGAAAUACCUUGGAAAUUAGCGCAAACGAAGUUUAACCAAUACACUGUCGUUGUUCGCAAGGAGUUAGCACUGUCUCAUGACAAUUUCAGUGAUCCGUUGCAAUGUGAUUGGUACCAGACUUGGAGCGAAGUUUUGAAAAGGCUUGACCGUGUUCUUGAUGAGAAGAGAAGGCUGCGAGAAGAUAAUCAAGAACCAUGCAAGGUCCUGCAAAUUGCCCUGCAUUGUCAAUCACGGAGGAGAAGCGAUGGACAACAGUUUGAAUCGAGGGAGCAGGCGGUCAAACAGAGAGAGAAACUUGUGCAAGAGCAAGAACGGAUGAUGAAGAACCGGGAGCAGGCUGUUCAGCAAAGGGAGGCAGCGAUCAAGAACAGAGAGAAGGAAGUGAUCGGGAGAGAAGAGACCGUGAACUACCUGCAGCAAAGGUGCAAAGAGCUAGAAAAAAAGAUCUCUAGCAAGGAGGAGGAGGUCCAGAAGAAGGAAGAAGGAGUGCGUAAGUCUCAACAGGAAGUUCAAGAGAAGUUAGAGGCUGCGCUCAAGGUGGAAGCUGAGGUGAAGCAGCGAGAGGAGGCAGUAGCAAAGAAGGAACAAGAAGCUCGACAGAAAUCUGGAGGAACGGACUACAGCAUGCGUGAAAAGGAGCAAUUCAUGUACAUGAGGGAAAGGGAGUUGCUGAUGAAGGAACAGAUGAUGUAUGGAAGAGAGCUCGCGGUCAGCAAGAGAGAGCACACAGUCCAUGAGGUGGAUCAAAAUUUGCGCAAGAAGGAACAAGAGCUCAAUCUCAAAGAGAAAUAUGUACAAGACAGGUUGGAUGCAGCGAAGGAAAUGGAACAAACAGUCCGUUCACGAGAAAUUACCUUGUACGAUGAAAGGACAAAGCAUAUGCAGACAUUCAUCGAAAACAAGGUUGAAAAAGAUCGUGAAGAGCGAAUGACAGAGUUUGCAAACUUUGCUCUGGUUGUCAAGCAGAUGAUGAGAGACGUUAUCAAAGAAAGUGCAGAGAGAAAUAAGGUUGUUCAUGAACUCAAAUAG
Messenger RNA from Guillardia theta CCMP2712, 1395 nucleotides. RefSeq lists its product as hypothetical. The record is from RefSeq and is a predicted model, not a curated record. The transcript has a single exon. Lineage: Eukaryota; Cryptophyceae; Pyrenomonadales; Geminigeraceae. The coding region runs from base 1 to 1395 and encodes 464 amino acids.